AUGCCUCAAGCAGCUGGACCCCGCGCCUCUGCUGAAGCAACUGCCAAACAUACCUCUGCAGAAUCGGCUGGCCCCCGCGCCUCAGCUGAAGCAACUGCCAGCCAUACCUCUGCAGAAGCGGCCGCCGGCCCCCGCGCCUCUAAAGCAACUGCCAAACAUACCUCUGCAGUAGCGGCUGGCCCCCGCGCCUCAGCUGAAGCAACUGCCAGCCAUACCUCUGCAGUAGCGGCUGGCCCCCGCGCCUCAGCUGAAGCAACUGCCAGCCAUACCUCUGCAGUAGCGGCUGGCCCCCGCGCCUCAGCUGAAGCAACUGCCAAACAUACCUCUGCAGUAGCGCCUGGCCCCCGCGCCUCUGCUGAAGCAACUGCCAAACAAAGCUCUGCAGAAGCGGCCGCCGGCCCCCGCGCCUCUGCUGAAGCAACUGCCAGCCAUACCUCUGCAGAAGCGGCUGGCCCCCGCGCCUCAGCUGAAGCAACUGCCAAACAUACCUCUGCAGUAGCGGCCACCGGCCCCCGCGCCUCUGAAGCAACUGCCAAACAUACCUCUGCAGUAGCGGCUGGCCCCGCGCCUCAGCUGAAGCAACUGCCAGCCAUACCUCUGCAGAAGCAGCUGGACCCCGCGCCUCUGCUGAAGCAACUGCCAAACAUACCUCUGCAGUAG
Molecule: messenger RNA, 660 nt
Organism: Oncorhynchus tshawytscha (Chinook salmon)
Lineage: Eukaryota; Metazoa; Chordata; Actinopteri; Salmoniformes; Salmonidae
Product: coiled-coil domain-containing protein 8-like
Exons: 2
Coding region: 1-660 (219 amino acids)
Source: RefSeq, a predicted model, not a curated record